AUGUUUGGUGGUGCUCAUACUAUUGGUUUUGACAAUAGGGACUGUUAUAAUCAUUUAAGGAACGUGAGGCACAAAGAUUUAGAAUAUGGAGAUGCACAAUCAGUCCUCAAUUACUUUAGAAAAAAGCAAGCAGAAAAUCCACAGUUCUUUUAUGCUAUCCAGUGUGAUGAAGAUGGUAGAGCUACUAAUUUUUUCUGGGUGGAUUCUAGAUCAAGGACGGCGUACCAGUAUUUUGGGGAUGUAGUGACAUUUGAUACAACAUAUCGGACAAACAAGUAUGACAUGCCAUUUGCGCCAUUUACUGGAUUAAAUCAUCACUUCCAAUCCAUACAAUUUGGAUGUGCUCUUUUACAAGAUGAGACAGAGUCGACAUUUCUAUGGUUAUUUGAGACAUGGCUUGAAGCUAUGGGAGGUCGACAUCCCUUAUGUAUUAUCACUGACCAAGAUUUGGCAAUGAAAGGAGCAAUUGCUAAGAUUUUUCCAACUGCUAGUCACCGCCUUUGCAUUUGGCAUAUAAUGAAGAAGUUUGGUGAAAAGUUGUCACAUGUAUAUUAUAAAAAGUCCAACUUCAAGACUGGCAUGAAAAAGUGUAUAUGGGCAACAUACAUGGUAGAGGAUUUUGAAGAGCAAUGGAAAAAGUUGAUUAAGGAGCAUGAAUUGGGACAAAAUGAGUGGCUAUAA
Molecule: messenger RNA, 681 nt
Organism: Fragaria vesca subsp. vesca
Lineage: Eukaryota; Viridiplantae; Streptophyta; Magnoliopsida; Rosales; Rosaceae
Product: protein FAR1-RELATED SEQUENCE 5-like
Exons: 1
Coding region: 1-681 (226 amino acids)
Source: RefSeq, a predicted model, not a curated record